AAGAUACUGGAAGUUCCAGCUAUAAUCAAAGAGGUCUUGGAUCUUUAAUGUCAAAUAAUAAUAUAUUUUUAUCAAAUCAAAUGGUUCAACUUGUACAUUCUUUGAAUGAUCAAAAUGGCUAUUCAUUUAUGAUGGUGAUGGUGAUGGAG
Entrophospora candida is the source of this 149-nucleotide messenger RNA. The record is from the annotation of a GenBank genome assembly. Lineage: Eukaryota; Fungi; Glomeromycota; Glomeromycetes; Entrophosporales; Entrophosporaceae.